GAGAGCGGCGGCUCUCUGGCAGCAGCUUCGUCCCUCCCGUCUUCGCUGACUGCGCCUCGGUCCCUGCUGCAGCCUGAGGGGCGCUGAGGAGAACAAGAAAUUUCGGAAGAGGCGCGGAGGAAGGAGCCCUCGGGAAACUGGGAGUCCCUCUCAUGCGUUGUUCCCCCUCCUGCUCUACCAUGAUCCAGGCUCUUCCCUGUCUCUGAGGAGAAAUUAAGAGGCAGAAGGGGGAAUUCAGCAGUCCGGUGGUUGCUAAGGCUGAGCAGCAAGAGGUGAACAUGGCCCAGGCGUCCGGUGAUCAAAGUAACGUGGAAACUGCUGACCCAGAGGAGAGUUCUCCCAAUAUGAUUGUCUACAGAAAGAUUGAAGACAUCAUUACAAGAAUGCAAGAUGACAAAACAGGUGGAGUUCCCAUCCGAACUGUUAAGAGCUUUCUGUCUAAAAUCCCCAGUGUCGUCACAGGUGCUGACAUUGUACAGUGGCUGGUGAAGAACCUCAGUGUUGAGGAUCCAGUGGAAGCAAUACAUUUGGGAAGUCUUAUCGCUGCACAGGGUUAUAUCUUUCCGAUCUCAGACCAUGUCCUUACCCUGAAAGAUGAUGGGACAUUCUAUCGUUUUCAGGCACCAUACUUCUGGCCUUCAAACUGCUGGGAACCAGAAAACACAGAUUAUGCCAUCUAUCUUUGCAAACGGACGAUGCAGAACAAAGCUAGGCUGGAGCUGGCGGAUUAUGAAGCCGAAAACUUAGCAAGACUUCAGAGGGCAUUUGCGAGAAAGUGGGAAUUUAUCUUCAUGCAAGCUGAGGCCCAAGUGAAAAUCGACAGGAAAAAGGAUAAAACAGAACGAAAAAUUUUGGACAGCCAGGAAAGAGCAUUCUGGGAUGUGCACAGGCCUGUGCCAGGCUGUGUGAACACCACAGAAAUGGACAUUAGAAAGUGUCGUCGUAUGAAAAACCCACAGAAGGUCAAAAAGUCAGUAUAUGGGGUUACUGAGGAGUCUCAACCCCAAAGCCCUGUACACGUGCCCUCCCAACCUGUACGCAAAACUACAAAAGAGGAUUUUCGAAAACAAAUAAAUUUUCUGAAUGUGCAGAUAGACAGGCAUUGUUUAAAGAUGUCCAAGGUAGCAGAAAGUUUAAUAGCCUACUCAGAGCAAUACAUGGAAUAUGAUCCAUUUAUAACUCCUGCUGAGCCUUCUAAUCCCUGGAUAAGUGAUGACGUGGCUUUGUGGGACAUAGAAAUGAGCAAAGAACCUAGCCAGCAGCGUGUGAAAAGAUGGGGUUUCUCUAUGGAUGAGGUGUUGAAGGAUCCAGUAGGACGAGACCAGUUCCUUCGUUUCCUGGAAUCAGAAUUUAGCUCAGAAAACCUCAGGUUUUGGCUCGCUGUCCAAGAUCUCAAAAAACAACCUUUACAGGACGUAACCACAAGAGUGGAGGAAAUCUGGCAAGAGUUUCUAGCCCCUGGGGCCCAAAGUGCUAUCAACCUCGAUUCCCACAGCUAUGAGAAAACAAGCCAAAAUGUUAAAGACCCAGGGAGAUACACAUAUGAAGAUGCACAGGAGCACAUUUACAAGCUGAUGAAGAGUGACAGCUAUGCGCGCUUCCUCCGUUCUAAUGCUUACCAGGAUUUAUUGCUGGCGAAGAAGAAGCCAGAGAAUGAGCAAGGUCGUAGAACUUCUCUAGAAAAGUUCACUCGCAGUGUGUGUUGCUGGCGCAGAGUGGCAGCUGCGUUACGCCCCAGAGGUCGCUACAUUCCAGCGGUGGGGAAAGUCUCUGGCUGGCAAGCGCCUCACAGGCCUGAUGCAGUCCUCCUGACAGCCUCAGCCGAGCGAGCCGCCGCCGACAGCGCCGGGGGAGAGCUGCCUGGGACCUCCACAGAGGACGUUUCGUUUUGGGGAGAAUGGGUCACUGUGAGAGAGAGGGAGUGAGAGCAAGGGGAGAGCGACACGCCGGAGACUCCUCUCUUCAUAGUUUACAUCAACACUUUCUUACUUGUACAGCUUUGUAAGGACACUGAGUUCUGUAAAGGUACUUUGUUUCCUACAUGGUUUUGGAGGAGCACACUGCACUGUACACAGACGGUCACCAAGGCAAGGGCUUGGUAUCUUAUUAUUUAAGAAACAGACCCAACCACAACUUAGAGAAAGAAGAGCUGAGAGAGAUCAGUAUUAUUCCUUCAUCUCUUCUCUCCCUGGUGCAAACAUGGCUGUAACAGAGGCACCGCAAUCCCAGUUGCUCCCUUUCUUGUGGCCAUCUGAACCCAAUAAAAUAUCUGCUGCAAGCUGCUUCUCCUUUUCACAAAAUAGCAAAUUCGUUUCUCCUGCAGAUUCAUUGACUGCUGCUUCAUUUUUCUUUCCUGUCUCUCCUCCUUUAAAAUAAUGAUUAGAAAAAGAAAAAAGGCACUAUUUAAGUUCUUCAUUUGCUGCCUUUCCAACAGCAUGUAGCAUGUCCAAAGUCAGCCAGCUCCUCAGCUGAAGUCAGCAGAGCGUGAGUGGUUUACAUCACCUGAGGAUCUGUCUCAUUGAGUCAAACUCUCAUCUUGGUGUAAAUCCUCUGGCACUGGUGGAAUUACUCUGCAUGUACAUUUAGUGCAAAUGUGGUCAGACUCUGCCUGAUGCUCAUUAAGUAAUGUUUUAGAUGUAUGAUACAAAUAUGCACGCACAUGCGCACACGCGCGCACACACACACACACGCAGAGUAUUUGAGAUGUUUUAUAUUGUACUUGAUAUUCUAUUUAUUUAAAAUUUUACAUAUUUAUUCAGUGAUGGAUGUUCAAGUUUUACUUCAAAUAGAUAGAACUGAACCCCUUAGAGGAAACUCUAAGUCCUCACAAUCACAGAGGGCCAAAUUCUGCUCCUGUUUUGUGGAGGAAAAGCUAAUCCUGAUGACCUUGCUUGAUUAAUCAGGAUAUGGGCAGGUAUAACUGAGAGCAAAAUUCAUUCUACACUCUGAGGAGUGAAUUCAUGGACAUGAGACUGGUGGAAGCAGUUUGUGAAUGAGCAGGGUUCUGAGUACCCAAUAACCCUUUCUGAACAGUAGCACAUCCAGUCAGGCCUUUGAUAUAAUUCUCAGAUAUCUGACUCAGUUAAGCAGCACCAUUUCUAAGAAUUAAAUCAUACCAUUUGAGGAAAAGAGCUUUCACUAAAACAUCUGACAUUUACCUGUGAAUACAACUGCAAGAGUGACCCAAUAGAUUGCUUUAAAAUGUUGGGACUGUGGAGGUUCAGAAUGAGGAAAAAAGUAACUUGUUUCAUGACAAAACCUGCAUAUAUUAGCUGCAGAUAUGGAAAAUGGACUGCAUUCACAUAUAGUGUAUUGUCUAUAUAAAAAAAUUCCAAGACUCACUUGA
This is a messenger RNA of Struthio camelus australis, 3346 nucleotides long. RefSeq names its product regulator of G protein signaling 6 (gene RGS6). Gene Ontology annotation, cellular component: cytoplasm; neuron projection. Lineage: Eukaryota; Metazoa; Chordata; Aves; Struthioniformes; Struthionidae. Gene Ontology annotation, biological process: positive regulation of GTPase activity; regulation of G protein-coupled receptor signaling pathway; G protein-coupled receptor signaling pathway. Gene Ontology annotation, molecular function: GTPase activator activity. The record is from RefSeq and is a predicted model, not a curated record.